AAAAAUUUCGUGUAGAAGUAAAUUCUAUUUAAAAAAAAAGUUCUGGUUACUAAAUUCUGGCUCUUCAUACGAUUUAUCCCAAGAUAAUAAUCUAGAAAGAAAACAAGAUGGGGGAUAAAAAGGAUUUUUCUCCGUCAUCUUCGACGACCGACGACAAUAUGUGCGCUGUAGCAACCGCAGCAACUACAUUUACUACAACUUCAGGAGCUACAAUUAAAGUAAAUGGAAUCAGAGACGACAACGAUCAGUGCGACAAAGACGAUGAACAUUACGAGGAAGUGGAAGUGUUGGAGGAGCAAAAGUUGAAAUGUAAAAUUGAUGAUGCUGACAUAUCGUGGGUUCCAUCAAAAAAACAAACUGACAGAAAAAGGGUUGAUUCAUCACAUGUUAAGACCCCAUUGCCAAUAAUUUCAAAAUUAUCGACAACUGCAAAUAAAAUGAAACCAGAAACAUUGGUAGAGCCAGACACUACAACGUCGAUUGAGCUUACAGUCUCUACAGAACCCGGGAUCCCAUCAGAGCCACGUGGUUUGGUAGAACAACGAGCCUCAGUAGCACAACAAGCUUCGAUAGAACCAAAAGCUCCCGUUGAGCCAAAAUCCCCGACAGAUCCGAGACAUCCGAUAGAGCCAGGAACUCCGUUAGAACCCACACCUCCCACAUCUCCGAUAGAUGCAAGUUCAGAGAAAAAAAGACUUAAUGACGAUUGCUUAUCGACUGUAGAAGAAGAAGAAUACGGCGAUGAAGAUAUCCGUUCUUACUGUUGUAGAUGUUGGAAGGAAAUUACAAACUGUUUCUUAUUAUUUUUCGGGAUUUUGGUGUUUACGUUCUCAGUCAUUUUUUACGUCAUUGUGCUACAUUUGUCUGAACGGGACUAUGAUCCUAAACAUCCGCCAGCCUGUGCCCAGCCAACAUUACAGCGAACCAUUUAAGCCUUUUGACUGUUUUAAAUAUAUUGAAAAGUGAAAAUACAACUUGAGUAAUGAUCAUCUUACUGAUUCCUGCUUCUAUUAUGUGAUUUAAUAAAUGACAUUUUCUUAUGAACAGUUUUUAUGAAGAUUUUGAUUAGUGUUUUUAAAAAAUUGUUAAAAAUAAAUUUUAGCCAACUUUUAUUAUGUUUUAUAUAGCUAUCCAAUUAAGUCUGAAUGAUUAGAUGCUCGCAGAAAAUUCAAUAAAUAUGAUAUUUUUGUC
Molecule: messenger RNA, 1191 nt
Organism: Helobdella robusta
Lineage: Eukaryota; Metazoa; Annelida; Clitellata; Rhynchobdellida; Glossiphoniidae
Exons: 2
Coding region: 108-932 (274 amino acids)
Source: RefSeq, a predicted model, not a curated record